Molecule: messenger RNA, 714 nt
Organism: Lolium perenne
Lineage: Eukaryota; Viridiplantae; Streptophyta; Magnoliopsida; Poales; Poaceae
Source: RefSeq, a predicted model, not a curated record
AUGUCUUCGAGCCAGCCCACCGCCGCCACCGCCGCCGCCUCCGAGACGCCGGCGGCCUCCUCCGCCGCCGCGCACUGCCGCCGCCCUCCACGGGCGACGCGGCGCCCCGGCGGAUGUCGCCGGCGCCGCCCCCCUCCUCUCGCAUCAAGAGCUUUCGACGGCCAUCCGCGACCUCGCCACCACCGUCCGGGGCAUCCGCUCUGCACCUCAUCCGGUACGCAGGGGAUGACCACGCCGCCCUGUCGCCACCUCUUGCCGCCUACCCGGCCGCGCCGACAGCCCUUCACCGGCCGGGGCGCGCCUCGCUCCACCCCCGGCCUCACCCGCCGCCGCCGUGGGCUUCCGGCAGCCGGUCCCCAGCCACGGGCCCCCGCCUCGCUGCCCCGUGGUGUGCCCAUCCGGCGGGUCCGGUUCCCGCCGUCGCCCUCCCGACUCCCGGCGUGGGUGACCGCGACGGAGCCCCCGCCCGUCUACUCGGCCGCACCGGCGCCGUCCCCCGUCUACACCACCGCCGGGGACCCUCCGCGCCCGUCCUUCCCGGACCCGCCGCCGCUCGCUUCGCCUCGGUCGGCCGCUGGUCGCGCGGAGUACCCCGCCCAGGGCGCCACCGGCCUCGCGCCCCCACGCUACGCCAAGCUGGAGUUCGCCACGUAUGAUGGCGUCGAGGACCCCCUCAACUGGCUCAACCAGUGCGAGCAGUUCUUCCGGGGAUAG